Molecule: messenger RNA, 1457 nt
Organism: Nematolebias whitei (Rio pearlfish)
Lineage: Eukaryota; Metazoa; Chordata; Actinopteri; Cyprinodontiformes; Rivulidae
Exons: 7
Coding region: 95-1429 (444 amino acids)
Cellular component (GO): extracellular region
Molecular function (GO): hormone activity
Source: RefSeq, a predicted model, not a curated record
UGUUAGCACCGAUGGCUCAGCUAAGGUAGCUUUGGUAGCUAAAGUAGCUCAAUGCAGCUAACUGGUAAGUAAACUAAAGAUCCCGGGAUUUGGAAUGGCGGAGGGUAGCGGCAAUGUUAAUGUUAAUACAGCCAGUCUUCCUCCGGGAGACCCGCAGCUUAUCGCCAUGAUCGUGGAGCAUCUAAAGAACCAGGGACUUUUUGACGAGUUUCGUCGGGACUGUUUGGCCGAUGUUGACACCAAGCCUGCCUAUCAGAACCUGCGACAGAAAGUUGACAACUUUGUCACGUCGCACCUGAGCACCCAGGACUGGAAACCGUCCAACAACAAGAACCAGAUGAGGAAUGGACUGAGACAAAGUGUUGUUCAAUCGGGCAUGUUGGAGUCUGGAGUGGACCGGAUUAUAACUCAGGUCGUGGACCCUAAGAUGAACCACACGUUCCGGCCGCAGAUAGAAACUGCUGUUCAUGAAUUCCUCUCUGGAGACAGGAAGGAGGAGAGCACUCCCAGUUCUAACCCUGCACCAUCUGAACAGACAGAAACACAGGAGCCCGCUUGUGCCUCUGGCCCCAGAACCCCCUUUAACAAUAAUAUAUAUAUUUUAAAGUACUACAUGAAGCUGAGCCGUCCUGAGAAAAUGCCGGUGACUGUGUCUGUGGUGCUGCUGCUGCUGGCGUGUCAUCAGGUGCUGGCUGUGGAUCCGCAUGAUGUGCAGGAGAAACAAGGAGUGAUGAAGAAACGCCUCUCGCUGCAGAGCACAGCUGAUAUUCAGAGUUGCCUGGUGAGUUCAGAUGACGUCGGAUGUGGGAUGUUCCAGUGCUUUAAUAACAACUCCUGUGAGAUCCACGGACUGCACCACAUAUGCCUCACGCUGCUGCACAACGCCGGACGCUACGACUCCCAGGGCAAAUCCUUUGUGAAGGAUGCGCUGCGGUGCAUGGCCCUGGGACUGCGGCAGCGCUUCAGCUGCGUGAGCCGGCGGUGCUCUGCGGUAAAAGAGAUGGUGUUUUCCCUCCAGAGAGAGUGCUAUUCCAAACACAAUCUCUGCCUAGCUCUGCAGGACCACAUGGACACCAUGGGGAACCUGGUCCAGUUCCACCUGAUGUUUCCCACGGGGCCAUAUGUGGAACUGAUGAAUUUCCUGUUGAAGUGCGGAGACGAGAUCAGGGCGUGGGUUGGACGGCAGCUGCAGGGGCAGUGCAAGCAACACUGGGGGGCGCUCUGUGGCAGCUUCGCCAACAUCUGCCCCCUCAACCAAUCAGAUGAUCCGGAUGACACCACUCCACCACCUGCUGUGGCCGGGCAUGUCACAGCUGCAAAGCCAACCGGAGAAGCCGAGCUGGAGACCAAGAGGCCGGUCAGGUUGACGGACAGCACCGCUGAUGUUAGCUUCUCCGUUUCUGAGCAUCCUUUCAUCUCAGAUUCAUAGAGAGGCGUUACAAAGAGGGUACACAAAC